AUGAGUGCCGCACUCGGCUUUUUUCCGUCACACAAAGCUGCUGCUGUUCGACUCAACAGUGUGGACAGUGAAACCCCGGACUCAGGCUCACCACCGCCAGAAUACCGCCAGAUUUGGACUUCGGCUCCCAGAUAUCCCCCGCCUAGCAUACCUUUACCUACUGCCUGGCCUGAGCCGCCCGCCCGUCCUAGUCCACCUGUCCCCGAAACUCCACACCCAGAACCAGAAACCCGCGUAGAAAUCGUCCCGAAACACUACCUAACCGACAAAAGCAAACCAUCCGACAUCCUCUACAUCGACACCUCACCCAUGUCCCGCUACUUAGCCACAAAACACAGCAACAAGCUCGUCAAAAUCUGGUCCACGCACACCAACGCACUGCACACCACCAUCAAGACAACUUCAUACGUUCAGCCCCGGCCCCGGUCCCGCGAGUACUUUGUCCGCAGCCACGCGAUCCUCUCAGAGCAGAACACCCUCAUCGGCAUCACCACCCAUUUCGGCCUGACCCUCGAGAUAUGGGAUUUCUCCAAACCCGGAACUGGCAACGCCAAAAAGGUCCAGACCAUUGACGAAGCCCAUCGCUGGGCUGCCAGUCCCCGAGAUGCGGUGCACAACAACCACGCUGGUCUAGCUGUGUACCGUCCCAAGUAUGAUCGUAUUGAUUGUUUUUACUUCUCUCGUCAUCCGGGAGCGAAAACACCGUUCUACUCCGACCCAAGCCUCGCGAUCGAACUACUGAAGGCGAACCUGCCGUUUCUGCCCACAUUCCCCGAACUCGCCUACAGUUCCGACCCGGAUAAUCCCAUCCUCGUGGCUGCUGCCGGGCCCAGACCAGGCGACCCUCUCCGAGCGAACGGGACUAUUCUCGUGGCCUGGCAGCUGAAGCCUGUCGCAACAGACAAACUCACACAGUCUCCAACAACCCCUCAUACGCCUUCUUUGCCAUUGCCGUCAACAAACGAGGACCGGCACAAACCAUACCGCGUAUGCGUCCCCGACCAUCCAGCGCUGCGGACCGCGCUGCCGGCGUCUCUAGCCGUUCACGGGCACACAGCUGUAUCGGUUUGGAUUCCGGCGUCGAAGUCAGCCACAGAUGUUAACGACGCAGCAGUACCACCAAGACUUCUGCUACUCUGGGACCUACCGACGAAUACAACGCGGUUGUUUCCUAUACCGGGGGGGAAUGCACAGGUGGCUGUCGCGCCUGAUUGUGGGCGGUUGGUUUAUUAUGAUGCCAGGAAUGAUAAAGAAGGGGAAGUUGUUGUGCUGGAUUUGAAGCUUAAUUUGGGACCGGAUAAUGGACUGGAUCAAGGUGGUGGUGUAAACGGGGGGAAAUCACCAACCGCCCUGGGCUUCUCGGCAGACAGGAAGAUGUUGCUGGUUGGUGAUACGAGUGGGAGUGUGGGGGUGUAUGGAGUGGAGGAUGUAAAACGGGAACUGGGGGUUGGGAAUGAAAUUGCGUGGGUGGAUGUUCUUGAUCAGGAGAUUGGGAGUGUUGGAAGGGCGGCGGGGAAGGUGAGGGUUGGGGGAAUGUGGUAG
Messenger RNA from Dichotomopilus funicola, 1542 nucleotides. RefSeq lists its product as uncharacterized. The coding region runs from base 1 to 1542 and encodes 513 amino acids. The record is from RefSeq and is a predicted model, not a curated record. NCBI's taxonomy places the organism in Eukaryota, Fungi, Ascomycota, Sordariomycetes, Sordariales, Chaetomiaceae. The transcript is spliced from 4 exons.